AUGGAUAUCUUCUUUUCUCCCAGCAGUAGUUUAUUUAUCUAUCAAUCCAUCAAUAUCUGUUUAUAUAUGGCGAUAUUUUACAUAAAUCUAUCUAUCUAUCUAUCUAUUUAUCUAUCUGUUUAUUGUUAUGUAUAUAUCUCUCUCUCUCUCUUUUCAUAUCUAUCUAUCUAUCUGUUUAUCUAUCUAUCUUUUAUCUUUAUAGCUCUCUCUAUCUAUUUAUCUGUCUAUCUAUCUUUUCUUUAUCUAUCUAAUUUGUUCAUCUAUCUAUCUAUCUAUCUAUCUAUCUAUCUAUCUCUGUGCAUUUGCAGAUCUAUUUGUGCGCAACGAGCUGUUCAUAUCUAUCUAUCUAUCUAUCUAUCUAUGUCUGCUCAUAUCUAUCUCAGUCUGUUUAUAUCUAUCUAUCUAUCUAUCUAUGUCUGCUCAUAUCUAUCUCAGUCUGUUCAUAUCUAUCUAUCUAUCUAUCUAUCUAUCUAUCUAUCUAUCUAUCUAUCUAUCUAUCUAUGUCUGCUCAUAUCUAUCUCAGUCUGUUUAUAUCUAUCUAUCUAUCUAUCUAUCUAUCUAUCUGUUCAUAGCUAUCUCGAGCUGUUCAUAUCUAUCUAUCUAUCUAUCUAUCUAUCUAUCUAUCUAUCUAUCUAUCUAUCUGUUCUUAGCUAUCUCGACCUGUUCAUAUCUAUCUAUCUAUCUAUCUAUCUAUCUAUCAUCUAUCUAUCUAUCUAUCUAUGUCGGCUCAUAUUUGUCUCAGUCAGUUUAUAUCUAUCUAUCUAUCUAUCUAUCUAUCUAUCUAUCUAUCUAUCUAUCUAUGUUCAUUGCUAUCUCGAGCUGUGGGUCCUGUGGGUGUUGAACAAACACAAAUGUGUCUGCGACGGGUGUCUGCGACGGGUGUCUGCGACGGGUGCCUGCGCGGGUGUCUGCGCGGGUGUCUGCGACGGGUGCCUGCGCGGGUGCCUGCCCGGGUGUCUGCGACGGGUGUCUGCGCGGGUGUCUGAGACGGGUGCCUGCGACGGGUGUCUGAGACGGGUACCUGCGCGGGUGUCUGAGACGGGUGCCUGCGCCGGUGUCUGCAACGGUUGUCUGCGACGUGUGUCUGCGACAGGUGCCUGCGCGGGUGUCUGCGACGGGACCGUUGAUGAAGAUGAGAAAUCUAUCUAUCUAUCUAUCUAUCUAUCUAUCUAUCUAUCUAUCUAUGGACAGAGAGCUCUUUGUGAAAAGGGGAGGCUAGCUUACUUCUCUCUAGUCUAUUUCAAUCUGUUCAUUAUCUCUCUCUCACUCUAUCUAUCUAUCUAUCUAUCUAUCUAUCUAUCUAUCUAUCUAUCUAUCUAUCUAUCUGAUUCUGUUUCUAUCUAUCUAUCUAUCUAUCUAUCUUAUAAGAUAAGUGUAGUGACCAAGUGA
Messenger RNA from Acanthosepion pharaonis, 1389 nucleotides. The record is from the annotation of a GenBank genome assembly. NCBI's taxonomy places the organism in Eukaryota, Metazoa, Mollusca, Cephalopoda, Sepiida, Sepiidae.